CCCCCCCUACUUUUCGCUGUUACUCAAGAAAUACAUAAUAGACUAUCAGAACUUGGUAAGUUAUUAAACAACCAAUCUCCUACCAUCCAAUCUGCUGGUGAUGAAGUUAGACAAAGAAGCGGUGUAUGGGUUAGUCCUUUGUAUAGUCAAGCGAGUCAAAAGAUGAAAAAUGAAAUUAGUGGUUAUAAGCUUAAAGCUAGUGGUGGGAUAAUUGGUAUUGAUUAUCAAAUUAGUGAUAAUGGAUUCAUUGGUGGUGCUUAUAGCCGUAGUCAGGCAAUAAUAAGCCACAAAGGUACUAAGAAUGGAGAUAAAACUAAGGCUAAAGUUAAUAUAUUUUUACUAUAUGGUUUGCAACAUUUAACAGAUAGGUGGUACUUAGAAGGAAUAAUAUCGUAUGCAGCAAGUAAGGUAAAAAAUAAUGAAGGACGUAGGGUAUUGGUGGGUACAGAACAAGCGUUAGGGCGUUAUAAUACUAUUAGUUAUGGAGGACAAUUAGUAAGUGGUUAUAAUUAUCCAAUUGAUAAUACAGAUAUUACUCCACUAAUAGGUUUGCGAUAUACGAAAUUUAAAGAAGGGGGCUAUUAUGAAACAGGAACUUCAUAUCAAAACUUAACCGUCAAGAAACGAGUAUAUGAUAAAAUAGAAGCGCUAGUUGGUAUGCGUGCUUCAAUGAAUAUUAAGGUAGAAGAGCAAGGGAAGCCGAUGAUUCUAGUACCUGAAUUAUACGGCCUUAUUAACUAUGACUUAAAAGGUAAAUCGCGGCUUAUUGAUGCAAGACUACAAGGUAUAAAUGAACCUUUGCCUGCUAAAGCAUUUAAGGAAGCAAAAAUAUUUUUUAACUGCGGAGUCGGUUUAACUGUUAAAUAUAACAAUGCUAUAGAAUAUGGAAUAAAAUAUAAUGCUAUUAUCGCUAACAAAUAUCUGGCCCACCACCCAAGCUUAAAACUUAAAAUAUAUUUUUAG
This is a messenger RNA of Didymodactylos carnosus, 963 nucleotides long. Lineage: Eukaryota; Metazoa; Rotifera; Eurotatoria; Philodinida; Philodinidae. The record is from the annotation of a GenBank genome assembly.